CUCCGAAAAAUGUAAACAUUAAUUACUUUUUGAUAAUUAAAUGAGAUUUGACGUCUUCAAUGGUUUUUCAAAAAUGCAAAUUAUAGAUUUUUACCUAAGUAACAAAUGAGUUAUGGGCUUUUUUUACAUUUCAACUGGCCUUUCGACCAUCCGGUACCCAAAACUAUCCAUUUGAAAAAAAUGACAAAAAAUCCGUCAAAUAACUUUUCUUAAAAUUUAAGAAAUGUUCAGUUUAAAGUGUCAAAAAUUAGAGUUUUACGGGAAAAAAUACCACCCUUCAAUUCAACUGAAACGCUCGAAGUUACGGCCCUAAAAAGAGAAGCUAUAUCUUAAAAAGAUUCAAAUUCAAUACAAUAAUUUUACAAAUGUUUCUUUUAUAUAGGAGAAUAUGUCAUGGAUUUUAAGUGCUAUAGUACUGUGGGUAAAAUGAAUCACACCAUCAAAUUCGCCAGGCGUAUGAAUGGGAUGAACAUAGGAGUAGCAAUUAACAGAAGCAGUGUUCAACAUCUUGACCCAGACAUUGCUCCUUACAAAACAAAAAUGUAUUCUGGGAUUGGUUUAACUAUGGCAGAUCAGAUUCUCAGCACGUAUGCCUCUGUUCAAAACUCUGUAAAGAUCAUGUCUGGUAAUACAAUGAAUGAUGUGCUGGUGACUAAAUCUGUUACUGACAAAAAGGAUCUGAAAAAUGCACUUUUUAAAAAUUUAAAUGAAUGCGUGGAUGAGACUAAUGAAAAUGAAUACAUGCAUUUAGUUAGUAGGAAUCUAUCACAUUAUUCCAAAAGCGAAUGUGAUUUGAAGAAAACGAUCAUCAACUUUGAAAGGUUUGGUGGGUGUAGUAAUCCUCUAGUUCCACAAGUAAAUAAUUCACUAGCAAACUGUUCCCCCCUUCAACUUCUCAACAUUUACCAACAAUCAAUCAGUAACUCUAAUUUUACCCCUGCUACUAAUGUUGUUUGUCCGGAAGAAUGUGUGAUUGUUAAAACAGAAUCUUCUAUNAGCAAUUCUUUUUCUCUUUAUACGCAACAGAUGGAAGUAAACUAG
Messenger RNA from Eurytemora carolleeae, 1041 nucleotides. RefSeq lists its product as uncharacterized. The transcript is spliced from 9 exons. The coding region runs from base 394 to 1041 and encodes 215 amino acids. The record is from RefSeq and is a predicted model, not a curated record. NCBI's taxonomy places the organism in Eukaryota, Metazoa, Arthropoda, Copepoda, Calanoida, Temoridae.